This is a messenger RNA of Nematocida ausubeli, 708 nucleotides long. RefSeq lists its product as uncharacterized. Gene Ontology annotation, biological process: endoplasmic reticulum unfolded protein response. Gene Ontology annotation, molecular function: misfolded protein binding; ubiquitin-specific protease binding. NCBI's taxonomy places the organism in Eukaryota, Fungi, Microsporidia. The record is from RefSeq and is a predicted model, not a curated record. The coding region runs from base 1 to 708 and encodes 235 amino acids. Gene Ontology annotation, cellular component: Hrd1p ubiquitin ligase ERAD-L complex; endoplasmic reticulum membrane. The transcript has a single exon.
AUGCAGAUUGAGUCUCUUCUUGUACAGUUCUAUAAAUCUAUCCCAGUAGUCAGCCGAAUUCUGUUCACAAUAAGCAUAGGACUAACAGCCCUGACAUAUCUCAAUGUAAUUAGUGCAUAUAAUCUGAUAUAUUCCUUUGCGCACAUCAAGAAAUUGGAGCUCUGGAGGGUUAUAACUGCGUUUUUCUAUUGGGGACCACCCACCCUUGACACAGUCGUGCACCACUUCUUCAUGCUGAAGUACUGCAUAAUGAUGGAGGAGACUGGGAGUAAUCCAGCUGAAUUUCUGUACAUGAUUAUCAUAGGAAUGGCGCAGAUACUAGUGGCUGCCUCUGUCUUGGGACUGUCCAGGCUCUCUAAUGUCCUGUCUACGUAUAUUAUCUAUGUCUGGAGCCGUAAGAAUCCUUUGAUUAUUGUGCAGUACAUGGGACUGUUCAAUCUUCCUGCGUACUACAUCCCAUGGAUCAUGUUUAUUUUCUCGUAUCUCGCAGAAAAGUCACUUCCUACAAAUGAUUUAGUCGGUAUACUGACAGGACACGUGUACUUCUACUUUAAGACAGUGUACACAAAAACAAACCCAGGCAGAGAUCCUCUUGCAACACCUGAGAUCCUGAAAAAUAUCUUCAUAAAAAAGACAGCUGCAGCUGCACAGGCAGUCCAGACAGAACGAGUUCGAAGGCCAGCCACUCUGGCGGACUUAGAGGAGUAG